Raphanus sativus (radish) is the source of this 2990-nucleotide messenger RNA. RefSeq names its product protein ANTI-SILENCING 1-like. Gene Ontology annotation, molecular function: chromatin binding; RNA binding. The record is from RefSeq and is a predicted model, not a curated record. NCBI's taxonomy places the organism in Eukaryota, Viridiplantae, Streptophyta, Magnoliopsida, Brassicales, Brassicaceae. The transcript has 11 exons. Bases 296 to 2689 code for a protein of 797 amino acids.
AGUAAUGAGCGUAGUGUAUUAAACACGAUUAGUAGUAGUCAGUUACUUCUGAAACAGCAACAUGCAGCAGCAGCACAGAAGCGGAGGAGAGCAAAAGAAAAAAAAAAGGCUUACGACGACGGUCACACUCUCCUAUCUCCUUCGGGAACUGCGAUGUUACCAUAAAUAGCAAAACGCGAUUUCUUCUUCGCCCGGAGAUUGUCGUUUGAGGCUACUGUAGAGCGAGAGAGAGAGAGAGAGAUAAACAGAACGAAGCAGAGAUAAAGAGAAGCCUUCUGCUCCAUUGUAAAAAAAAAUGGAGAGGUCAGUAAAAGUCGACGGUUUACCAUUUAAGUGGGGUAAAAAGAGUGUAGAAAACAAGGACGUCCAGUUCUAUGAAUCUUUCACUUACGGUGGCUGUGAGUACUGUCUUUAUGACUGUGUCUCUGUUGGAGGUGAUAGUAGUAAACUAGACUCCCGAGAGUUCUUUGUUGGCAAGAUUAUAAAAAUGUGGGAGUAUAAUGAUCGGCGUCAAGACCCGAGGAGAGUCGAGUUACUCUGGUUCUUCAAACCUUCUGAGCUUUCCUUGUACCUUGAUGGGCUUCGAGAUGUGCUUGCUAACGAACUGUUCUUGGCUUCUGGGUCAGGUCUUGGCCUCACCAAUGAAAACCUACUGGAAGCAAUUUCUGGAAAAUGUCGUGUUCUAUGCAUUUCCAAGGACGUAAGAAACCCACAGCCCUCUGAGGAAGAAAUCAAGUCGGCCGACUUCCUUUUUCACCGAACUUAUGAUGUGGGAACUUCCAGAAUCUUAGAUACAAUAGAUGAUACAAUUGCUGGAGUUGAUGUUAAGUUCAUCUUUAACAGAAGGAUAGCUAGUUCUCGGCAAAAAGUGGCAACCAAUAUACAAGGGACUGCAGAUAGUCUGAAACCAAAUCAUCCUUCUACUAGCGGUUCAGUUAUGCAGAAUGAACGCAAUGCCGGUGAUUCAUCUGGUAAUUGGAAGAGCGAUUACGGUUACAAGAAAGAACAAGAUAAUGAAUGUCAUAACCAAUUGGCUAGGAAAAGAUCUACACUUGCAGAAGAAAGGUCUGACAAGGAUUUUGGUCGGGUUGAUGGUGAACUUGACAGUUUUAGCGCUUCAGGUAGGAGACAUGAUUGUCAUGGAAGGAAAGACCAAGACGACGAAGUUGGAAAGCAACUGGCUAAACAAAAACCAAGGCUUGCUGAUGAAAGGUGUGGUAAAGAUUCUUACUGUUCGGAUGACAUGCCUCAGAAGAAACGGAGACUAGAUGGUUCUCUUGCAGGACCAGAUGGAAGGUUUAAAGUGCCGCAGAAAUUAAGAAAUGAUGGUAGAAAAAAUAUAGAACCUAUUAGAAGAGAUGCGAUGGUAGGAAAAUCAAGGUUUGCAGAGGAAAGACGCAGCAAUGAUUUUUACGGUUUGGAUGUCAUGUCUCUAAAGAAACCGAGGCUAGAUGGUUCUAUUGCAGUAUCAGAUGGAAGGACAAGAGAGUCGCAGAAUAUAAGUCAUGAUGGUAAAAAAGACAUGCAAGGUAUGAGAAAAGAUGUGAUGGUAGAAAAAUCAAGGCUUGCAGGGGAAAGAUGCAGCAAAGAUUACAUGGCUCAAAAGAAACUGGAGCUGAGGGGCUCUGUUGUGGUAUCAGAUGGAAGGUCGAAAAUGUCUCAGAAAUUAAGUCAUGGUGAAAGAGAAGAUCCUAGAGACAAAGUCACAAGAGGGGAAGUAUAUUCCCAGAAGUCUAGCUUCACUGACAAGAACCAAGAUCUGCUGAUACCAAAAUUUUCUGAAGGAAAAGUUACUAAACAUGUUAGAUUUGCUGAAGGAAAAGAGACCAAACAUGUGAGAUUUGCUGAAGAAAUAGAGACUAGACAUGUGAGAUUUGCUGAAGGAACCGAGGCCAGACAUGUGAGGUUUUCUGAAGGAACAGAGACCAGACAUGUGAGGUUUUCUGAAGGAACAGAGACCAGACCUGUUAGAUUUUCUGAAGGACAAGAGACAAGGCCUGCAACUGAGAAAGGUCUAAUCAAGAAAUCCAGCCCUGAUUGUAAAAUAUCAAAACACAGUGAGGAUAAGAUGUUGACCAACGCCGAUUACAGAAGACAUCAUCGAGUCUUCGAAGUGACUCAAAAGCCUAAUGUUGAAGGAAUCAAAUGGUUCCGAAAACUUAGUUGGGAAGAAGAUUUGAGGUGUGCAGAAGGGAAAGGGACUCUGGUUGUUCUCAGAAACUUGGAUCCUUCUUAUACAUCUAAUGAAGUGGAGAAUAUAAUCUACUCUGCUUUGAAUGAGCAAUGCACGGCCAGGAUGAUUGAGCGGACGUCAGCUACUAUUCCUCAUAUUGGUGAAGCUUUGGUGAUAUUCGAGACAACGGAUGCUGCAAAAAGGGUAAUUAGAAGACUACACGAGGGAUGCUUGUUGUUAUCAAAUGGAAGGGUACUUGUUGCUACAAGUGCUAAGGUGAAUCCUCCAGCUAUGCCUUCAUUGCCGUUUCCUGGCCAUAUCUCUAUCCAGCGUCGAGGGAAGAGAAGCGGUGCGGUUACAUCACAUUGUUCUCAGGGUAAUAACAUUGAAUUUGAAAUGGGCAUGGAAUGGUGGUUGCACCUACGCAUAUACAAGCAGAUUUGGGAAAGCAUAUAUGAGCGACAAGUUGAUGAGAAGAAGAAGUUGCAGUUGGAUGUCGAGCUAAAACACACUUAGUUUCAGCAUCAUCUUGUUGUGUUCUAGUGUAAGUAAACUCUUAACAUCUAAUGAGAAACAAGUGUGAAGAGUUUAUCUUCUUUGUGUUGAAGCAACCUGAGAAGGAGAACACAGAGAAGAACAAUCACGAGAUUUUUUGUUAGUUUUAGUUUUGGUGUAAUGUCAUACUUAGAACAUGAAGCUGCCGUGUUCAUGUUCAUCCAACCCCAACCAACUUUCAACUGUAAACUCAUUUCAGGAAAUCAAAUCUUGUUUCUUGUCAUUAAAUUUUUUAAUUGUAAACCAAACACUUGAAGCUCCU